Messenger RNA from Vitis vinifera (wine grape), 2061 nucleotides. RefSeq lists its product as uncharacterized. NCBI's taxonomy places the organism in Eukaryota, Viridiplantae, Streptophyta, Magnoliopsida, Vitales, Vitaceae. The transcript has 3 exons. The record is from RefSeq and is a predicted model, not a curated record. The coding region runs from base 1 to 1962 and encodes 653 amino acids.
AUGUUUUGUGCAGGCGUUCAUACACCAGAGAGCAGAAGUUUCAAGCUACAUCUUACCAUCUGUGAUCUCCAAGGUUUAUCAUCAUCAGAGUUGCUGAAUAAGGAAUCUGCCAAUAUGAUUGUACAGAUAGAAUGGGUAGGUCCCAGAAAAGCUUACCUAUUACGAGGAGCAAUUCAAAGGAAUUGCACCUCCAAACAAAGCGCACACCCAGAUGGGAGUGUCACUUGGAAUGAAUGUUUUGAUCACCACUGCAAGUUGAAACCCAGGGACUCCAAGGGUUUCAGAAGAUGGAUGAUCAACCUCCAAAUUCUUGAAUUUGGUUCAGCAUCAAACAGGCCAGCAUCAAUUAUUGUAUCUAAAUCCAAAGUAGAUAUUGCUGCAUUUGCUUGUCCAACUGCAAAUUCAGAACAAAUUGUCAAAUUUCCAGUCAAGUAUUGCAUCAAUGGUUCCACUUCCACCCAUGUGGCCACGCUAACAAUGAAACUCAGCUUCUUUGAGAUCCAAAGUGAACACACCAACAGCACUGUACAUCCAAUUUCUCCAAAACUGUUGUUACCCUCUCUGUCAUCAUGCAUAAGAUUUCAGAAUCAAACUGAUGACAAGGGAUUCAUAAAUAUCGAAGAGCAAGCUGGAAUAGAAUUCUCCAGAGACUGGAACUGUUCUCCAGUGAAAUCAAAUGGUUCAUCCAAUUCAGAAUCAGAUGAGGAAUCUGAACUAACCUACAGGAACCUGGCAAUGACAAAUCUACUAAGCAGUGAUACUGCGUGUGAAAAUUUCAAUAACAAGAAGGAUGAGAACUGGGAUGCAGGCGAUCCGCUAAAUUACCAGGUCAAGCAGAAACCUUCACUGAUCAGACUUCUCUCAUGGAACAAAUGCAACCAUAGUUUCAGAGUGCCUAAUUUUCCUAGAGGUACACCUCUCCUGAACAAAGCAAAUGGUGAAGAUGGGGGAGAUGAUAUUGACAAUGAUCGACGCUGCCAAUUAGCUUCCUCACAAGCAAGAUGCAGUCAGGGCGAAAGUGAUUCUGGGUCUUGUGCAUUUACAGGCAGUGAUCGGUUUGAGAUAGGCACCUGGGAAAAACGAAAACUGGUAAGCAGAGAUGGGAAACUGGAGCUAGAGACAGAGAUAUUUCUGGCUUCCAUUGAUCAGCGGAGUGAGAGAGCAUCAGGUGAAGGUGCCUGCACAGUGCUAGCUGUGACUAUUGCUGAUUGGCUCCAUCAGAACCCAGAAAUCCUACCUCUGAGAUGCCAACUUGAUAAAUUGGUAAGAGAAGGAUCUUCAGAAUGGAGAAACUUAUGUGAAAGUGUGGUCCACAUGAAAGAAUUUCUGGACCAACACUUCGACCUUGACACAGUCUUACAAGAACAAGUUCGACCAUUAACAGUGAUCCCAGAGAAGUCGUAUGUGGGCUUCUUUGAGCUGGAAAACAUGCCAAAUCGGUUGGAAUUCCUGAAGGGUGCCAUGUCCUUUGACAGUAUAUGGGAGGAGCUGGGAAGGCGUGAACGAACAAUAGAGGAGGAAAUCUACAUCGUGAGCUGGAAUGAUCACUUUUUUGUUCUCAAGGUAGAAGUGAAUGUGAUUUAUAUAAUUGACACACUAGGUGAGAGGCUGUUUGAAGGCUGCAAUAAAGCCUUCAUUUUAAAGUUCAACAUAGAAAGUAAGAUUUUCAAAGCACCGAGAGAGAGAAGGAAAAGGGAAGUGAACUCAGAAGCAAUCACAGAAAAUCAUUCAACCAAUGCAGGAGAAGAAGAUGAGACCAGUCACAGGGAAUUAGUCUGUCAAGGAAAGUCUACCUGCAAAGAAUUUAUUAAGGGGUUUCUAGCAGCUCUUCCUCUCAGAGAACUUCAAGCUGAUAUUGAAAAGAAAAUUAUUGGAGAAGCUCCUCUUCAUCACCUUCUGCAAAUUGAGUUUCACCACACGGCUCCAUGCAACAGAAACUCACACAUCAAAAGAUGGAGUUGAUCUUAAUCAAUCAGGCGGAAGGACUAAGCUUGAAAAAUUGGGGUGGAAAAAUGUAAUGGCACUGUAAUUGACAACUUUAAACGAAGAAUUUAUACACCA